AUGAGAUUUCUGAUUGUAGCCGCCGUCUUCGCCUGCGCCGCAGCAGCACCCUCGGGGUCUCUGCUGGCCACAUCCUACUCCAGCGGGCUGCUCUCCCAUGGAGCUCACCUCGCCUACGCCGCCCCCGUGGCCGUCGCACAUGCUACCCUGGCCGUACCCACUAUCCCCUCCGGUGACAUCCAGGGUGCCGCCAUCGACGCCCAUGUCCAAGCGUCGGAUCACGCACGUGCCUCCGUUGACGCCGUCCAACAGCUCAACGACCAAGCACGUGAACAACAAGGCAGAGCCAUCAACGCCGCGGAAGACCACGCCUGGCAGGCAGUGAACUCCGCUCAAGUCGCCGCCGCCCAAGUGGACGGUGCCUCAGCUAGCAUCGCCCCCGUAGCCGCACGCCAGCUGGCUGGACACGCCGUGGUCGCUCCCGCCCUCGCUGCCUACUCCGCCCCAGUAGUGGCCGCCCCCGCUCUCUCAGCCUACACUUCGGCCUAUGGUGUUCCUGCCAUCUCAGCCUACUCUGCCCCCGUAAUCGCUGGUCACGCUGCUUCCAGAUCAGUCGCUUACCAAAGUCUGUCUCAGACUCACCCCGCCCACCUCGUCCACGCUCCCUUGACCUACGCCGCCCACGGUCUCGCCCACGCGUGG
This is a messenger RNA of Brenthis ino (lesser marbled fritillary), 642 nucleotides long. The record is from the annotation of a GenBank genome assembly. Lineage: Eukaryota; Metazoa; Arthropoda; Insecta; Lepidoptera; Nymphalidae.